Molecule: messenger RNA, 597 nt
Organism: Clavispora lusitaniae ATCC 42720
Lineage: Eukaryota; Fungi; Ascomycota; Pichiomycetes; Serinales; Metschnikowiaceae
Gene: HSP21
Product: Hsp21p
Source: RefSeq, a predicted model, not a curated record
AUGGACAAAGUCUCACUUCAGUUCAACAACCAAAAGCAAAUCAUAAACAUGUUCAGAAGAUCUCCAUUCAACUCGCGCGCAUUAUACAACUUUGACCCAUUCUUCGAAGACCCAUUCUAUGAAAGCUUCUUCCAUGGUGACAGACGCCCAAGAAGAGCAAUCAAUGGAAAGGACACUUCGGAUGGCGCUGUGGUUCCUUCAAACUACCAGAAUGACUCCUUGGAUUUCUGGAGAAAGUUUGACGACUUCAAGCAUUGGGAUGAUAUGUUGGAAGUGAAGGAGGAACCAGACAAGUACCUUGUGCAAGUCAAGGACGACUCGGCUCACAAGAAGGACUUGGAUGUGAAGUACCACAAGCAAGAGAACCAAUUGCAGGUGACUUUGUCACACAAGAGCGAGAGAGAUGAUGGCGAGAACAGAAAGUUCUCUUCUUCGUCCUCAUCCACCUUAUCUGUGGCAUUUGAGAAGCCUGUAAAGCCCAACGACAUUUCUGCUGAAGUUGGUGCUGAAGGUGUGGUGAUCACAGUUCCAAAGGAAACUAGCGACCAGGAGAACGUGGUCAGCAUCGAUGUGAAGAAGCAACAGCAAAGCUCUUAA